AUGUAUAAAUUAAUUGAAAUCAAUGAGAAUCAUCUCUUUCUACAUGAAGAAGCAAAAAAAAGUGAAGAAGCGGAUGAAAAUGAAGAAGCAUAUGAAAUUGAAUUUGAAGAUUGCAAAUUUCUUGAUUUUAGUAAUUGCGUCAAUUUGAAUAAGAAAGUAAUCGAGGAUGUUUUUGAAGCGCAUUUGUUGGGUCAGAAAGUUAGAUUAUGUAUGGCAGGGGGUGUAGUGCCAGAAAGGAUGAGAUAUAAGAGUAAAGGGUCCUCGCUUUCAUUCAAACUUGACCUUCAUCACUUAAUUGCCUUCUCUUUCUGCGUUGUUGCUGAUACCACAUUUUGUAAUUUUUUCAUUAAAAUAAUUGAAUGUAGAGUGGCUUUCAUGUAUGGAUCUGGAAAUAGGCAGGGACGUCGUACAUUCAUCUUCUUUGAAGGGCCUCAUUUUACUUCCCCGCCGUGUUUGCGAAAAUUGUGGAGUGUGGGGUCCAUCCGAUAUAUAGUAGAAAUAAAAAGAGAAGCAGAAAUGAAGAGCAUCAGGAUGACAAGGACCACCAACCACUUCUUCAAAUAUUGGAAGACAACUAAUUUCUAGUUUCACAACAACAGG
This is a messenger RNA of Hevea brasiliensis (rubber tree), 600 nucleotides long. RefSeq lists its product as uncharacterized. NCBI's taxonomy places the organism in Eukaryota, Viridiplantae, Streptophyta, Magnoliopsida, Malpighiales, Euphorbiaceae. The coding region runs from base 1 to 585 and encodes 194 amino acids. The record is from RefSeq and is a predicted model, not a curated record. The transcript has 2 exons.